Molecule: messenger RNA, 3666 nt
Organism: Effrenium voratum
Lineage: Eukaryota; Dinophyceae; Suessiales; Symbiodiniaceae
Source: the annotation of a GenBank genome assembly
AUGCCACUGCGGGGUCUAGAGAUUUGGCUGCUGCUGGCAUGCGGCGUAUGUGGCCAAGAGGGUGGGUCAAGCGACCCCGCAGUGCACCUAGUGGCCAUCCCCAGCACCGCCCACGCAUGCAGCGAGCUGGUUUUCAGUGGCGCGGGCUCGCACGACCCGCAGGGCGGAGCCCAGUUCUUUUGGUCCCUGGGCGCAAAUUCUGCUUCGGAUGCGCUGCUGGCGGUGCUAAGCGGGGCCACCGCAGCCAAUUCCCGGGAGCUCACCAUUAGCCCCAGUGUCCUCUCCCAAACGGCCCCCUCCCUGGGCGGGCGCUUGGAGGUGGAGCUGACGGUGGCUUUCGCAGAUGAGAACCGCACCAACCUCACCGUCGUGGCCUUUGCCAACAUCGUAGGCUCUGCGUCCCAGGCGCAGCCGGCGAUUUUCCCGGUGGGCCCCACUCAGCUCACCAUGCCGCGGAGCGAGAGGCUGGAGCUGGCGGUGACCACAGAAGAGGCCAGCUUCGCACUGGACUGCGCAGGCAGAGAUCCCAGAAGAGGCCCUGGCCCAGCCAACGUCACUUGGUACCACUCGUUCAUGGGGGCCUGGCAGCCAUUGACGUCCUCCGAGCUGACGGACCUGGCUGUGGAGCCAAACCGCGUGAGCAUAGGAGCUUUCACUCUGCAAGCUGGUAGUUCGCACCUUUUGAAAGCAGAGGCAGCCUUCGAUUUGCAAUCAGCAGCACCACGGCCGGCUGUCCUUUUCAAGGUCGACGUGGAACCCAUGCCGCCGGUGAAGGUACAUAUUCUGGGUCCCCGACGAGCUGCUCAGUGUGGAUUCGAGUUGGAAGCAGAGACUUGGGACCCCGUUGCUGCGACCAGCGCUCCAGAAGACUUCCAGUUUGCCUGGGAUUGCUUCUCAGUGGUUGAAGUGGGUGAGAUCGACGCCUGUGCCGAGCUGCCAAACUUCAUUCCAGCCAGGUCCCGCCGCACCGAUGGCUCAGGCGCGUCAGGGCCAAAGAUGAGGGUAGCAGCCGGCGAUCUCCCCGCCGGGCUGCAUGAGUUCUCCGUGACUGUGCGACGGCGCGGCUUGCGCGACACAGGGACCGUCGCCAUCAGCUCCAUGCAAGUCAUCGCAGGGCUUUUCACCGCUGUACAGGUGCCCUUCCCCAGCUAUGGCUACUCAGGCAUCAACGAUGCCGAUAGCGUGCCGCCGACCAGCGCUUCAGUGGACCUAAGAGAAACGCUGAGCAUCGGCUCUUGCACAGCACCGGCAGUAAGUUGGCGGUGGGUUUUGGUGGAAGACGCUAUUCCACCACUCCUUGACCGCGUGCUACCAACAAAGCUCGUGGCGGCGGAAGGCAUGCUUCAGAUACAAGCUGGUGGCGGUGGUACCAUGGUACCUGGCAGAAGGUACUACCACGCACUGCUGCAGUCAUCCUUUCAGGACAUCAUAGAUGCAUUGGACAGCGUCGAUGGCCGCCCUGCUUUGGGAACCCUGAGCGGUAUCUCCGUCGCUGCCGCGACCCCAAAGUUUGUUGCAGACCAAAGCCCCUCAGAUGGCGCCGUCACGGUUACUCCUGAAACGGGGCGGUCAUUGAGGACAACUUUCCUGGUCAACACCUUCAAUUGGACCGAUGAGCUGCCCUUGGACCUGAAGUAUGAGUUCAUUCGAUUCGAGGCCGUCGGGAGCGAAGGGCUCCAAGUUGACUGGGACGAUCCUACCAGCAGCCGCUUUUGGAGGAAAGUCGGGCAUUGCUUCAGGCCUCCGCGUCACUCACCAAAGGCCUUCCUGCAGGCGCCUCCAGGGCAGCACCUGGUGGUGGUCCGCGCCUGGGACCCUCGCGGCCAGGCCUCCGUGGUAGCUUCGGAGUUAUUGGUCGUAGAUGCCGAGAGCGACUUCAGCGUAGCAGACGUCACAGCAUUGAUUGCCAGAACAGAGGUGACCAACGACCCGAGUCAACUGUUGCAGGCUGCUAUUGCCAUAGCCGUCGUUGCCGACCCCGCUGUGAAGAUCAGAACCUGCAGAACAGACUCCUUUGGUACGGAGAGAUGUGACCAGAUUCCAUCAGAGGAGGUAGUGCGGCCGGUUCUCAACUCGCUCUCAACUGCUGCACCCUUCAUGGGAAGCGAGCUUCUGGGGAUGCUGGGCAUCGCUUUGGAGGGUACGAUUAAAGUUGCGGCCGAGCCCAGCCUACAGCAGGUCGAUGCCACCAAGGUGUUCGGAGAUAGCCUCAACCCAGGCAACUUCAGCGAGGAUGAUAACAACACCGAGCCCCCAGAGCCAGUGUUUGUCAACAUCUCGCGCAUCCAGGUGCUACCAGAGUUCCUGAUGACCGUCACGCAGCUGCUAACCACCACCCAGCAGCGGGUACUUCUUGAUCAGGCAUCAGAUCCAAGUAUUGGGCUGGAUGGCUUUGCUGCAGAAGAGGUUUUGAAGGCCCUAGCAAUCACCAUGUGGGCAAUCCAGGGAAGUCCCGGCGCAGACUUGGUGAGUUUGGCACCCAAGGUGCGAGCACUCAUCGACGGUCUUGGCGCCGCCUCCUUGCCAAAGGUGCCUUUCGGAUCAGAACAACGACUGCGGACGCCGCCAGAUUUGAGCUACCACGCGGAGAUGGUGCUGGCCAAGGCGGCCCCUGGGAGCAACAUCGAGUUGGCAGGUGUGAACAUUUCAAGGGACUUGUUGGGCAGACGGCUUCAAAGCUGCGAGAUGGAUGCGCAAAUCACUGAGUGGUACAACUUGAAUCCGCUUUUUGCGGCACCUGCGGGGUUCGGAGUCACAGACCUUGUUCUACCAAACACGACCAUCAAGGGCUUGUUCCUACGCCUCUGCGGUCAGCCAGUUCUGUCAGAAGAUUUGGACUCCCCUCUCGAGAUCGACAUCGAUAUUGUUCAUCCGGAGGGUGUGCAAAUGGGCUAUGUUGUGGAGCAUUUGUGUGCAGUGUAUGACACCGGCCUCGGGGCCUGGUCCACAGACGGAGUGGCUCUGAAGGAUGCAGUCGACAACGAGUCUUCGCAAUUGACCUGCUUGUCCAAUCAGAGCUACGGAUACUUCGCUGCCCUGUACCGGGUUGUCCGCGAGGCGCCGCCGGAUCCAACAACGUCGCCUCCGCCCGUGGAGGAUGACGACACUGGGGUCAGCGUGGAGGUGAUCCUCGGCAUCGUCAUCGUUGUGGCCCUGGGCGCAAUAACCGCGGGUUUCAAAGCCCGGAAGUGGUAUCGGUCGAGGCAGAAGGUCGAACCGGAGAAGGUGGAGGAACCAGAAGAGGAGGAAGAGGAGGAAACAGAGACAGACUCCGAGGUGAGUGAGCCCCCAGAUCCGGAUCCUGCUCUCACAAAGCUGCGCAUGGCAGCAGAGGCAGGAAGAUUGACUGCUAAAGAAAUCCUUGCACAUCAUGCGGGCCCCACGGGUAUUCGUCAGGAGCUGAUUUGGGCGGUAGACAAAGGCUAUGAGGCCAAACUUCGCGAAGCUCGCAAGAAGGCGUUCAAGAAUAUUCCAGCUGAAGUGUACCAUGACUCAUUUGGGAAGCAGAUUCCAGGUGAUUUCACAGUGGUGCACGUCAAGGCGAAAGCCGAGUUUCAGCCCAGGAAACCACUCAAAGCGCUAGAAACUCUGCCCGAUACCAGCCCGUCGACAAUGUCUUUUUCACCGUCUGAAUCUUUAGAGAAUUCGCCACGAAGCCAACCAUGA